This is a messenger RNA of Didymodactylos carnosus, 1248 nucleotides long. NCBI's taxonomy places the organism in Eukaryota, Metazoa, Rotifera, Eurotatoria, Philodinida, Philodinidae. The record is from the annotation of a GenBank genome assembly.
AUGUUUCUCUUCUUUCGUAUAAUUUGUGUAGUUUUCUUGAUUGAAGUCUUGAAAUUAAAGUUUAGAUAUGGUUUUGUUCAGAAUUUCACAGCACAUCUUUUGGUUAAAAAAAUUCAAAAAAGGUUGAGACUGUAUGAAGAAGAACAGAAAACAACAAAAUACUCAUUAUAUUUGGGUCACCCGAUACUUUUAUUCAAUUUAGAAUUGACUGUAGCACUAUCAAUCAAACAAAUGUUAGCACAUUUAAUACAAGCAAUAUUUGCUUGUAGUCAUACAAUAUUUCGUUCAAUCAUUAAUAUUACAUUAUAUUCACUAUUAUCUCGAAUAUUUUUAAAUUGGUUUCGUUUUAAUAGUUUUGUAACAUUUUUGUGUACAGCAUGGUGUAUAACAAAAAUUACUAAAUAUAUUCGUCGUUUAUGGUUAAAUGCCCGAUUACAAAAUAAAAAGCCAACAGAAAAAAUUCUUGUUAAUGAAUUAAUAUGGAAAUCUGAUGAUAAUAAUGAUAAUGAAAAUGAUUUUAAAGAUAAUUGGAAUAAAUUAAUUAAAGAUGAAUAUGAACAUUUUUUCUCUGGCGUCGUUCGUAUCCCGUUUGAAAAUGGAUGGGUAUGUAUUGGUGUAAUGGUAAUUGUUAAUUAUUUAACAAACAAUGCCGGUUUCUCUUAUCUAUCCGCAUUAUUUCGAACCGUUAGCUGUGUAGUAUUGGUAUGUUGUGGUAGUUCAAUAAGAUAUCAGACAUUAAUUAAUCGAGAUAGACAAGAACAACAGUUACAACAACCAGUACAAGAUAAUGACACUACUACAAAAUAUUUAGUGCUUAGUAAUAAUGGUCCAGUGGCUGCUUAUGAAAUACAAACAUGUAAAUUGAAUAAUAAGUUUACAGUUGUUUUCUAUUCGUGUCAUUCAAAAUACAUAGAUUAUAUUACAGAUAUUGGAAUGUUUUCUAUUAAAAACAUUCUCAAUUGUGUAUCGACCUAUUGUCAUAAAUACGGUUGUUCACAAUGUCAGAUUAUAUGGAGUCUUCCUAUGUAUAAAAAUGAGUGGACACAGAUAUUACAAACCAAUCGAUUUAAACCUAAAACUGUAUGGACAGAAUUUUCCUAUUUACCGUUGGUGGAAUCAACUGUAACACAAUAUCAAUAUGAAUUUAUUUUAGAGGAGCAUAAUACUGAAAUAUCAAAUACAGACGAUACAGAAAACAAGGAUGUUGUGACAGAUCAAAUUAAUGAAUCGUCUUCAAAUAUUUGUUGA